This is a messenger RNA of Caenorhabditis remanei, 1032 nucleotides long. RefSeq lists its product as uncharacterized. Gene Ontology annotation, cellular component: mitochondrion. The record is from RefSeq and is a predicted model, not a curated record. Gene Ontology annotation, biological process: bile acid metabolic process. The transcript has 7 exons. Gene Ontology annotation, molecular function: alpha-methylacyl-CoA racemase activity. NCBI's taxonomy places the organism in Eukaryota, Metazoa, Nematoda, Chromadorea, Rhabditida, Rhabditidae. The coding region runs from base 1 to 1032 and encodes 343 amino acids.
AUGUCUCGUCUUCUUUCCGGAAUAAAAGUUGUCGAGUUAGGUGGUCUUGCGCCCGUUCCACAUUGUGGUAUGUUACUGGCGGAUUUUGGAGCUGAUGUAACCGUUAUUGACAAGAAAAGCCCAACUGUUGAACAACGCAUGAAUCGAGGCAAAACUAUGAAGGAGUUUGAUUUGAGAGAACCGGAGGAUAUUAAAAAAGUCCGAGACCUCUGUCGUACCAGUGAUGUGCUUCUAGAUCCGUAUAGACCUGGAACACUGGAGAAAAUGGGGUUGGAUCCGCUUUCCCUAUGGGAUGAAAACAAAGGUCUUAUCAUUUGUCGGAUCAGUGGAUAUGGGCAAACAGGAAGAAUGAAAAACGAAGCUGGUCAUGAUAUCAACUAUGUGGCAUUGAGUGGUAUGCUCCCUACCUUUGCUGGUGCCGAGGCUUCCCGUCCCUGGCCACCGGUGAAUAUGCUUGCUGACUUUGCUGGUGGUGGUUUGACAGCUGCAUUUGGUAUUGUAUCCGCCAUUCAUGCAAGAACCCAUAAUGGUGGUAAAGGCUGUGUCCUUGAUUGCUCUAUGACCGAGGGAACUGCCUAUUUGGCGUCGUUCGUUCAACAUUAUUAUGACCAAACGCAUCUGUUCACCGAUAAAUAUGCAGCGUUUACUGGUGAAUGCCCCAUUUAUAGAACAUACAAGACGAAAGAUGGGAAGUUCAUGGCAGUUGGUCCGUUGGAGCCAAAGUUCCAUCAGAAUAUGUUUGAAGUAUUGGGAGUAGAUGGAGAUGAUCUGUUUACAAACCCAAAGAAGAUAAUAAAACUUCUGGAAGACACAUUUAUGACGAAAACACGCGAUGAGUGGUCGAAAAUAUUUGAAGGCAAGGAUUGUUGCGUGACUCCUGUCCUUGAUAUUCAUGAAGUCGGCACGUACGGCCAACACGUCGACCGUCAAAAUUUCACCAAAAGUGACAAGUUUGGCGGAACUUGGAUUGCAAAACCUUCUCCCCGAGUACAAACGAUGGAAGAGUUAACUGCGGCGCGGUCCAAGCUGUGA